This is a messenger RNA of Lytechinus pictus (painted urchin), 711 nucleotides long. RefSeq names its product golgin subfamily A member 6-like protein 24. NCBI's taxonomy places the organism in Eukaryota, Metazoa, Echinodermata, Echinoidea, Temnopleuroida, Toxopneustidae. Bases 1 to 711 code for a protein of 236 amino acids. The record is from RefSeq and is a predicted model, not a curated record. The transcript has a single exon.
AUGAACAAAGAAAAAACAAAAGAAGAAGAAAAGAUCCAUCCUUCCAAGAGUUUGAGAGUAACCUCAAUAAGAGAAGACGACAAGAUCCGGAAUACAGAGAAAAUGAACAAAGAGAAAACAAAAGAAGAAGAAAAGAUCUAUCCUUCCAAGAGUUUGAGAGUAACCUCAAUAAGAGAAGACGACAAGAUCCGGAAUACAAAGAAAAUGAACAAAGAAAAAACAAAAGAAGAAGAAAAGAUCUAUCCUUCCAAGAGUUUGAGAGUAACCUCAAGAAGAGAAGACGACAAGAUCCGGAAUACAAAGAAAAUGAACAAAGAAAAAACAAAAGAAGAAGAAAAGAUCCAUCCUUCCAAGAGUUUGAGAGUAACCUCAAGAAGAGUAGAAGACAAGAUCCGGAAUACAAAGAUAAUGAACAAAGAAAAAACAAAACAAGAAGAAGAGAUCUAUCCUUCCAAGAGUUUGAGAGUAACCUCAAGAAGAGAAGACGACAAGAUCCGGAAUAUAAAGAAAUUGAAAAAAGAAACAAUAGAAAGAGAAGAAGAGCUCCGUCAUUCCAAGAAUUUGAGAGAAACAUCAACAAACAAAGGAGAAGCAAUCCAGCAUACAGAGAGAAAGAAUCUAAAGAUGACGCUUUACGUAAACAAAGCAACAGAUUUCCCUCCAAUACAAUUGAUGAACUUGUGGAGCACUUUAAAGAAGCAGUAUCAGUAG